AUGGAUGCUUCAGAGCAGGACCGGGAUGUCUUCAUCCAGAAGUACUCUGCGGAUCUCAUCGCCGACUUUGAUCGCUCGCUCGAGCCGUUCUUGAGGAAACCCAACGGUCACCUGCGGCGUCGCGUGCGCAUGAGGGAAACCUCGAGGUUGAUAUCUCAGCUGCUGGAACAUUUCCAGGAACUGCCACAGUUGCUCGACCCCCAACUUCCGAAGUGGCUUCCGGUGCUCGCACAUGCCUACCUCGAGUGCUUGCAGGACCGCCGAAGAUCCAGGGGGCUGUCGAUGAGGUCCCAGCUACUGACCCCACUUCCAAACGCCAUAUGCAGGAUCAUCUACACGUUCUGCAAGAUCCGGGGAGAGAAGGUCAUCGUCAGGUUUUUGAAUGUAGAGACGAGGUACCUGGAACUCCUCCUGCAAGCCGUCGAGGACUCGGAGCGCGUGAGCGACGCCGCUACGAAGCCAGACUCGGCUGUCUUGUGGACCUGGCAUGAGCGAUAUGUCUGUCUGCUGUGGCUGUCUCAGCUCUUCUUUGCCCCUUUCGAUCUCUCGACCAUAUCAUCAGGCGAUGCGGAUGACCUUGAUAGGCCAGACGUGGCAGGCUUUGAGUGGCCGCCUCAAAUUCCUGGCAUAGCAUUGAGAGUCAUACCUCUAGCAACCAGAUAUCUCUCUUCCCCUGGGAAAGAGAGAGAUGGAGCCAAAGCGCUAUUGGUCCGUGUGGCAAUGAGGAAGGACAUGCAAGAAGUAGGCGUCUUGCGUGCUCUCGUUCAAUGGGCUCUAUCUACACUGAAGCCAACGACAGACGCUGCAUCUGAGUCGCCGUACUACUACAUUGGAAGCCUGUCGUUCCUCGCUGGAGUGCUCGGAGCCUCGGCAGAUACUUCUAUCAUGGACCAGUACCUGACAACCAUAUUCUACGCUACGCAGGCAAUCCCUGCAGAAGAGAAUGCCAUUUUCAACGUCAUCAAUGGGUCUGCCCUGGCCCGAAAGAUGAUGAUCAAAGUCACGCGCUCGGUAGCGACCUUGGUCUUACGGAAGUCCCAGCAGACCAUGACUGAUACUGAGAUGGUAGAGACUACGAUUGGUUAUCUACUCGAGAGACUGGCAGACAAUGACACGCCAGUGCGACUUGCCGCUAGCAAGGCCUUGAGCAUGAUCACACUCAAACUGGAUCUUGAUAUGGCGUCGCAAGUUAUCGACGCUGUUCUUGAAAGCCUCAAUCGGAAUGUCCUCUGGAUAAAAAACAAGUCAGACCCAUCGGCUCCACCUACUCGAGACCUCACAGCAGUUGAUCCCCUCGAAUGGCACGGUCUCAUGCUGACACUAUCCCACCUUCUGUACCGGCGAUCGCCACCACCCGAGAACCUUUCGGAUAUCAUCCAUGCCUUAUUGUUGGGGCUCUCUUUCGAGAAGCGGAACCCCUCUGGAAGCUCUAGUGGCACCAACGUAAGAGAUGCUGCUUGUUUCGGUAUCUGGGCUCUAGCUCGUCGCUACAGCACCCCUGAAUUACCUCAAGUCCAGACAAAGUCUGUGUUGGUCGCCAAAGGACAUGACCCUUCUGCAUCAAUACUCCAGGUCAUUGCGACGGAGCUAGUCGUGAAUGCAUCGCUUGAUCCAGCUGGAAAUAUCAGGCGCGGCGCGUCCGCUGCUCUCCAGGAGUUGAUCGGCCGCCACCCUGAUACCGUAGAGGAGGGCAUUUCGGUGGUUCAAGUUGUCGACUACCAUGCAGUCGCCCUCCGGACGAGAGCUAUACACGAAGUGGCUCUUCAGGCAACGCGACUGUCGCCUCAUUAUGGACGUGCCUUAUUGGAGGCCACCCUUGGAUGGCGAGGCAUUGGCGACAUGGAUGCAGCCGCUCGUAGAGUCGCUGCUGCUUCUUUCGGAAUCCUGACAGCAGAGAUGGCCCACGUUGGGACGUCCGAUCCGUUCUCCCGCGUCGUGAACUCCGUCGAGCUGCUACUAUCCCGGUUGCGAGGUCUACAAGUACGCCAAGUAGAGGAACGACACGGUCUCUUGUUGAGUUUCGCAGCUGUUCUUGACUCUCUACCAUCUCUUGUCGAAGGAGGAUCAUCUAUCGAACGGUUCGAGAUGGUGCCUAUCUCGAAAAUCUGCAAUGCUCUCAAAGAUAUUUUGCACGAUGCGAAGGUGACCAAGUAUCGCAAGUCCGAACUCAUCGCGGAAGCGGCUGCUAGGCUCGUGGUGUCGUCGGCCCCGGUUCUACUCAUGAGUCUCGCACAGCAGAAUCUACAGCACUCGAAGCUAGGCAGCCUGGUGAAGCCGGGCCAUGAUGUUGUCAGCGAGGGGGGUUCGAUAGCUGCUUCAACAGUCAAAUGGCUAGAUGACACACUGCAAGGUGACCCGACGCAGAUAGUCAGCGAAAUUGUGGCAAUCCUCGAGGAUACGACGACUGUCUGGCUCGACAGUAACGAGAACGAGGUAAGCAUGUCCGCAUCAGAAGCUGCGUUGAUACUCCUCAUUUUCUCAAACCCGUCAAAUCGAGCCCGGAUUGUUGCAGGGUGGUGUAACAAAGUCCGCCUCCCACAAACAGGACGAAGUAAGCACGGUAACGGCUAUUUCCAUGCUCUCUCCCGCGCCUACGCUGUACUGGACUCUCUGAACACGGCCCAGCAUUUCCAGUCCGGCACCAAUGCUGUAAGCGAGGCACUUACAGAGCGAUGGUCGAAGGACGGGGAAAUCUUGACACGAGUGCCAAUUCUGCAAAGCCUCGUGGGCACGUCCAUCUUGAAAAAUAAAGCAUCUGAUUUCACAGGUAUCAUUGCUGGCGGCCUUGACGAUUACACGACCACCGCCCGUGGAGAUGUCGGCUCACAUGUGCGAUUGGAGGCGAUCAAGACGACCAAGACACUAUGGGAAUCACAGCAGAGCGAUCAACAAAUACUCACCGCCCUUUUCCCUCGCAUUCUUCGAUUAGCAGCUGAAAAGCUAGACCGUGUCCGCGUCGAGGCUCAAUCUGCCUUAGCUAUGCUCCUACCUUUGAGUGACUGCGAUACAUUCAAAAACCUGUCGUUCUCUUCGAAGGAGUACUUUAGCUUCUUAUUCCGCCUUUGUACCACAAAACGGCUGGAUCAAAACGUAGCCAAACACUGUACCCUCAGUGCAAACGAGUGCACGUCCAUGCUGCUUGCAGGCCUGGCGACGUCAGCAGACACCGGUAAUGAAGACCUCGUCAUAGUCAGCCGUGCCGCCGUGGCCGACUUCUGCGAUGAAUCCCACGAGAACCUUGAGCAGGUCUGUAUCAGCCUGGUGUACAACCUCAAGCGGUACGCGGGCCAGGACCGCGUCGUUGUCCCCACCCUAGAAGUAGUGGCCCACCUGUUCCACAUCGGCCUCCUGCAGCGGUGCCACGAGACCCUGAACCUGCGGCAGCUGUGCCUGCUGGUACAGAAGGCGGCGUACAAGACGGGCAACGUCCGCAAGCUCGAGGCGUGUAUCAAGGUGUACGGCGCCAUCGCGGCGAUGGACGCCCACGACAUGACAUCGGAGCUAGCGCAUAAGAGGCAGGAAGGCAUCGCGGAGGCGCGACGGCGGCUGGGUGCGCUGAUGCUCCACCCGUGGCCCAAGGUCCGGAGCCUGGUCGUCGACCAGCUGUGGUGUCUGUCGCUUGCGGACGGUGGUGUUGGUGACGGUGACAACAAAGUCGAAGACGAAAACGCCAUGACGUCGCAGCAGCGCGCUCGUCGCAAGCUCCUGGGCACGGAUUGGGGAAAGGCUGAGAGGUCACACAUCAAGGGCCUGGUUGGGGAGCUUGGCAUCGAGUAG
Messenger RNA from Anthostomella pinea, 3777 nucleotides. The record is from the annotation of a GenBank genome assembly. Lineage: Eukaryota; Fungi; Ascomycota; Sordariomycetes; Xylariales; Xylariaceae.